AAGAGUGAGUGAGUAAAUAAAUAAGAGACAAAAGCAACAAGAGAUAGUAAGAGAGUUAUAAUAUAAGCAGAAGUACAAGAGUGGUAGAUUGUAGAUGGUGGUAGGGAUAUAGCGCGCGCACACGUUAAAAGACGCCAUUAUUGGUGUUACGUUGAGUUGAAUUUAACGUUGAAUGUUGAAUGUUGAAUGUUGGGUUGGUUUAGUUCGUAGUUCGUACGUUCAGUUCAGUUCAGUGUUCACCGUGAUGCCGGUACGUUAACACGCUUGUGGUUUUAAGUUAUUGUUGCUCAUAUUAACUAGCCCGGUCUUUUGUUAUUGUACAUUAGCAAUCAAUUUCUUUUUUUUUGUAGUUAUAUUUUUUAAUUACUGUUUUUUAUUUUUUUUUACAUAAUUUAAUUUGAAUUUAAAUUUGAACGUGAGGUGAAUUUCAUGUGAUUUGAUGCUUUGUUGGAUUAUUUCGAUUCAAAUUGGGGAAAAGAAAUUAAAAUAAAAUUUAAAAAAAGAAAACCAAGUGACUGUGAAAGUGUUUGUGUUGUUAAAAUAUAUAAUAAUAAUUAAAUUAAAGAAACAAAAAGUUUGAUACUUAGAGGAUUUGAUGGUGACUAGAUCGAUUACUCGAUAUCCUGAUAGAUGCACUUGUGUUUACAUAUGAUGCUCAAUGACAUUAUUAUAAUACAACAGCACACUUACACACUUACGGUAAACAAGAGUACGGAGAAUAGAGAACAAAGAGCAGAGAAUAAUAAUAACAACUUAAAAUAUAACAACAAGUUUAAUAAUGAAAUGAAAUGACCCAAAGACACUUAAUCUAUUUAACCUAUUCUAUUGGAUAUUUUGAUAAUUAAGAUGUACUCCGCACCGGCGAGACAUCCAGUCGCUCCCGGUGCUGGUGGAGGCUCUGGAGCUGCAAGUGGACGUGCCAGUGGAUUUACUGUUGCUGAAACAUGCGAACGUAUAAAAGAAGAAUUCAAUUUUAUCCAGCAGCAAUAUCACACCCUCAAACUCGAAUAUGAAAAACUGGCCAAUGAAAAAACCGAAAUGCAAAGGCAUUACGUAAUGUAUUACGAAAUGUCUUACGGCCUAAAUAUGGAGAUGCACAAACAGACUGAAAUAGCUAAAAGAUUAAAUGCAAUAAUUGGGCAAAUGAUGCCUGCGCUACCACAAGAACAUGGCUUACAGCAUCAACAACAAGUAAUGAAUGCCGUUGAAAGAGCAAAACAACUGACCAUGACGGAACUCAAUGCAAUAAUUGGGCAACAGCAACAGCAAGGAUUGCAACAAUUACUGCAACAAAUACAUGCACAACAAAUGCCACAUGGAGGAGUUGUAGGUGGUAUGCCACCAGCAGCGAGUCUUUUAGGAUUCGCGGGUGCAGCAGCCGCGGCAGCAGUAGCUGGGGGUGGAGUUGUGCCACCUCAUUUGACAGGACCGCCGCCGCAUCCCGCAGCAACGGCCGCAGCUGUAACUGCAGCAGCGGUGCAAGCUCAAGCUUUACUUAAAUCAUCAGACUUACAACAGCAUCGCGCUGCUGCUAAUGAAACCCCUGAAGCAGAUCGUAAAUCAAUUACACUCACUGAUGAACGAUCGACCAGACGUUCUGUAUCACCCAGUGAUAAAUUUCGAUCACGUACACCGGAUAUAGAAGGUGACGCUAAACGACGUAAAGAAGAUAAAAUUCAUCAUGAUAGUGAUGGUGAAAAAAGUGACCAAGAUCUUGUUGUUGAUGUCGCUAAUGAGGAUGGAUCAUCGCCUCACACAAACGGUGACCAUCUAGACCACCGCGAGAAUGGAACACUAGAUAAAUUAAAUCCAUCCAAUCAUGGUAUUUUAUCUUCAAUAAAUAAUAAUAGUAAUAAUAAUAAUAAUGGUGGUGGUGGUAGUGGUAAUAGUGGUAGUGGUGGUGGUGGACUAAGUAGUGUAAUCGGUGGCAGUAUUAACUCUGGAGGACUAAUUAAAGAACGACCCCCGUCUCGCAGCGGAAGUUCAUCAGCACGGAGUACACCCUCACUGAAAAGUAAAGAUAUAGACAAACCGGGUACACCAGUGGGUUUACCGAAGGGUUCGCGCAGCUGUACCCCAACUAUGGGAGCAAUCCUUGGACCCUUAACGUCGCGAGGGGUUUACCAUCCGGCCUCCUCGCAGCAAACCUCACCGCAGGGAUACCAGGGCUUGCAGUCCCGAGGCAGUGAACCACCACAAUCACCUUCCUCCUAUCCUAGUCUACCCUAUUCUAGAACGUCAAUACUUGGAUUUGAUAAUCAUGUACGUGUACCUUCCACAAAUGGUCUAAAUAACAUUUCAGGCGGCAAACCAGCAUAUUCAUUUCAUAUGAAUGGUGAGGGACAUUUGCAGCCAGUGCCUUUUCCCAGUGACGCUCUAGUUGGCCCAGGGAUACCACGACAUGCCCGACAAAUAACAACUUUAACUCACGGGGAAGUUGUAUGCGCGGUGACCAUAUCAAAUCCGACAAAAUACGUUUACACUGGAGGUAAAGGCUGCGUUAAAGUAUGGGAUAUGAACAAUUCAUCAUCUCUGUCAUCUAGCAGUAGUUCUUCUUCCUCUUCUUCCUCGUUAUCUUCUUCUUCGGUGACAACAUCAGCAGCGGCAGCAGCAUCAGCAACAGGAGCGACAUCUACUGCAAAACCUGUUUCACAAUUAGACUGUUUACAACGAGACAAUUAUAUACGUUCGGUUAAAUUAUUACCCGAUGGUAGGACGUUAAUAGUGGGAGGUGAAGCUAGUCAAUUAAGUAUUUGGGAUCUUGCAAGUCCGACGCCACGUAUAAAAGCUGAAUUAACAUCCGCAGCACCGGCAUGUUAUGCUCUCGCGAUAUCGCCAGACUCAAAAGUAUGUUUCAGUUGUUGCAGUGAUGGCAAUAUUGCGGUUUGGGAUUUACAAAAUCAAUCGUUAGUGAGACAAUUUCAGGGGCACACUGAUGGUGCCUCGUGUAUUGAUAUUUCCGCAGACGGAUCUAAACUGUGGACUGGAGGAUUAGAUAAUACUGUAAGGUCCUGGGAUUUACGUGAAGGCCGGCAAUUGCAACAACAUGAUUUUACGUCACAGAUUUUCUCACUGGGAUAUUGUCCUACGGGUGAAUGGUUGGCUGUGGGAAUGGAAAAUUCAAAUGUUGAGGUUCUUCAUGCCACUAAGACUGAUAAAUAUCAAUUACAUUUACAUGAAUCUUGUGUACUGAGUUUGAAAUUUGCGAGCUGUGGCAAGUGGUUCGUAUCGACGGGUAAAGACAAUUUGUUGAACGCCUGGAGAACUCCUUAUGGUGCAUCUAUUUUUCAGUCAAAAGAAUCAUCAUCAGUGUUGAGUUGUGACAUUUCGACAGACGACAAAUAUAUUGUUACUGGAUCUGGCGAUAAAAAGGCGACAGUAUAUGAAGUGAUAUAUUAAUUUUUAUGUAUUUAUCUCAUUCCCAAGGAUUAACUAUUAAUUGAAAUAUUAAUAUUAUUAACUUUUUAUUGAAAUUAAAUAAUUAUGAGACUAUUAGAAGCCUUAUUAGACUAUACAAAGUCACUAAUUAAUAAAAAAAUUUAUUUUAAGUUUGUAUAUAAAUUAUCUAUAAUAAUAAUAACAAUAAUACUAUUAAUAAUAAUAAUAAUUACAGGCGAACAAAUAACGGUUCAAUUGAAGAAAAAAGUUUUUAUUUUACUUGACAUUAUUUAUUAUUGGAAACAAUAAAUUGACAAGCAAAAUUAAAUUUUUAAAUUAAAAAAUAUAAAAACAAUCGAAUACAACGAUUACUUAUUUUUUAGGUUAUUUUGAGAGUAAAAUACAAAACUUUGUUUAAGGAUAUUCUUAGACAGACCCCCCCUCUACUUUUUAAAAACAUAAAAUUACUCACGUACCUGAAGAUUGGAACAGUUUCCGUGAAGCGAAAAUAAAAAAAACAAAAUGAAAAGUAAAAAAUCUUUUGGACCUAGAUUUUUGAAAUGUUUUGCAUAAGCGUUAAUUUGUUUAUCGAAAAUUGCAGGCCACCGCAACUACCCCUUAAGUAGUCGAAUUACAUAAAUUUUCUUUCAUUUUAAUUGCGCGAAAAAUGUUCCGAUCUUCAGGUACAUAAUUAUUUUCAACUGUCAUGACGACAUUAAAAUUUCAUUAAUGAAUUAAAAAACAAAUCUGUCUAUCGGUUGACCCUGCGGGCCAGCCUCAAAACUUCUCGCUCCUUGAGCUCGAAAACAUUGUUGUGAAUACAUUUUCGAGCUCGAAAAUACUUUUGUAUCCCAUUGUUUUCGAAAAAAACCGUUUUUUAGCAUUUCUUUCUCCCACGAUAUCUCGCGAACGAAUUAACCGAUUUUGAUAGUUUAGGCGGCAAUCGACGUAUUUUAUUGAGUUCUAGAGAUGAUUAGAUUUUCGACUGGAUCGUUUAAGUCGAUCAAAUGAUCUGAAAUUCUCAGGAAAGUUGAUGGCCAACAAGCUCUUUUGAUUGCCGCCUUAACAAUCCAAAUCAGUUCAUUAGUUAAAAAGUUAUAGACCAGUCACACACAUAGAUACACACACACACACACACACACACACACACACACACACACACACACACACACACACACACACACACACACACACACACACACAA
Messenger RNA from Microplitis mediator, 4582 nucleotides. RefSeq names its product protein groucho-like (gene gro). Gene Ontology annotation, molecular function: transcription corepressor activity; protein binding. Gene Ontology annotation, cellular component: transcription regulator complex; nucleus. The record is from RefSeq and is a predicted model, not a curated record. Gene Ontology annotation, biological process: negative regulation of canonical Wnt signaling pathway; regulation of DNA-templated transcription. Lineage: Eukaryota; Metazoa; Arthropoda; Insecta; Hymenoptera; Braconidae. The transcript is spliced from 15 exons. Bases 847 to 3399 code for a protein of 850 amino acids.